Messenger RNA from Peromyscus maniculatus bairdii (prairie deer mouse), 819 nucleotides. NCBI's taxonomy places the organism in Eukaryota, Metazoa, Chordata, Mammalia, Rodentia, Cricetidae. The record is from RefSeq and is a predicted model, not a curated record.
CGUGCCAGGGCCGCCGGGGCUUCGCUCUGAAGGGGGCGGAGCCAGGGGGCCCUCGAACUGGCCAAUCAGAUGGCGGGGCCGCGCAGAAGGCUCCUCCCCCCUCCACCCACCCCAGCUCCCGGGCUCCUCGCUGCACGCGUCUGUGUUUGGGAUGAUGGCCUCAAGAAUUUGCUGGAGACGGGAGCGUCAGUCAACGCACCCCCGGAUCCCCAGGAGCAGUCGCCUGUUCACCUAGCUGCAGGUGGCGGCCUUGCUUGUUUUCUUCUCUGGCAGCUGCAAACAGGCGCUGACCUCAACCAACAGGAUGUUUUGGGAGAAACGCCACUCCACAAGGCAGCGAAAGUUGGAAGCCUGGAAUGCCUUAGCCUCCUCGUGGCCAGUGAUGCCCAGAUUGGCUUAUGUAAUAAGAAUGGGCAAACAGCUGAAGAUCUUGCUUGGUCCUGUGGAUUUCCAGAAUGUGCCAGGUUUCUAACAACGAUUAAAUGUACGCAGACAACAAAAUCAUCGGGUGAUCCCUGUGCUCCAGUACUCAGGCAGAAGCGAAGCUUAACAGGUGUGGAGAACAGAGCUUUGAAGAGGAAGUGUUGAUAUCUUGUUGGGCAAGAAGAGGUUUGAAGAAGGGCUUCACUUCAGACUGAUCUACAAGCCAUGGCUGUGGCUUACCAUACGGAUAAACUCCUGAGGAGGAAAACUUUCUUCUAAGUGAAGAGAACAUUCAUGAAUACAUGUAUUUACAUGACUGUAUUUUGCCUGUGCAUGCUUUGUUAUUUAACUUGUUAAAAGAAUAUUCAAGGAAUAAAAAUUUCUGUGGAUUCUUUA